CAAAAGCAAUUUUAGCAGUUUGGGCUUUAUUUAAAUAGGUGAAAAGCCCACACUUUCAAAACAAACUUAGGCUGAAAAAAAAGAAAAGAAAAGAGCUGACCUGAAUCGGAGAGAGAGCACAGUGGCGACGGAAGCGUAGCUUCCGAAGAUUGAAGAAGAAACUAAUGGCUGCAGCAAUGGACGUUGCUUCGCCAAAAGCUCUACCUCUCGAGAAAUCUGAUCCCUUGGAAGAUUGGACUAUUGUGUUGCCGAGGCGUGGAAAGAAGAACAGAACUGUCAACAAGUUUGUGAUCCCUAAACGGCAAAUGGAAGUGCAGCUAUGGGCACCGAUAGAUCUCGAAACUGAUCCAGAGAGAGAAUCAAAGCUGAAACAAAAAAUGGAUACUUGUAUUCAGAAAUUCGAAAACUCUGAAUUCUACAGAAAUCUACUGAGCCAAAUCCGAAAUCCUGAUAUUUUAGAUAAGUUUUCCAAAGUUUUGGGAUCAGAGGAAAAGAUGCAGAUGGUAGUUUACGGGAUUGGUAGCAUUGAAUCAUUUGAGCCUCCUCGGCUGCAACUCUGCCUCGCCAUUCUGUUGCAGAGGAGCUUCGAUUGGAUCGGAGGAAUAGAACUGUUUGACCCGAUAAUCUCCCUGACAGAAUCAAAGGUCCUGACGUCUCUAGGCUGCACUGUUCUGUCAAUCAACGAGCAAGGCCGGAGACGAGCUGUGAAGCCUACGUUGUUCUUCAUGCCACACUGUGAGGCGGAACUGUAUGACAAUCUCUUGGAAGCAAAUUGGGAGGUGGACCGGUUGAAUCGGCUGGUGAUCUUUGGGAAUAGUUUCGAGGCGUACGAGCAGCACGCGUCGCUGUGCAAGAGCUCAGCUGUGACGAGCUCGAGGAAGCAUGUGUUGGCUGUUCGGAGCUUCGCUGAAGAGUCGAGAGUCGAUACCUUUUCCGAUGAUUCGUUUCGAGCAUUUCACGGUUCGAGUUGGCAUUUUUUUUGCCCUUCUGCUGAAGCAGAUUUGCAAAUGAUUUUUACUUGACCUGUGCAUUUCCUCAAAUGCAAAAGGUCUCAAAAGUUUAUACGAUACUCAUAUGUCCGCCAUUAAAUGUCUCGAUUCCACCAUUUCGGGAUGUCAAUUGACUUUUAGUAUUAUUUGAUAAGUGGAUCCUACACGCUACUGUUUCAUCCUAAUCAUAUUUAAUAUGUAAAUUUGAGAUUCAUAUUCCA
This is a messenger RNA of Salvia hispanica, 1210 nucleotides long. It is a transcript of the gene SRR1, whose product is annotated as sensitivity to red light reduced protein (SRR1). Gene Ontology annotation, cellular component: nucleus; cytoplasm. Lineage: Eukaryota; Viridiplantae; Streptophyta; Magnoliopsida; Lamiales; Lamiaceae. The record is from RefSeq and is a predicted model, not a curated record.